This is a messenger RNA of Entrophospora candida, 627 nucleotides long. NCBI's taxonomy places the organism in Eukaryota, Fungi, Glomeromycota, Glomeromycetes, Entrophosporales, Entrophosporaceae. The record is from the annotation of a GenBank genome assembly.
UUAUAUUUUGGUCCUGGUAUUGAAAUUGAAGAAAAAUUAGAAUUAUGGCAUGGACAAAUAAUUGCAUGUGUUAUCAUUUAUUUUUUAGUGCUUUAUCAAGCUGGAGAUUUUGUACUUUAUCAUAAUCAUGCUGUUUGGUUGACCAAAGAACAAACAACUAUUUGUAUAGAUGAUGUAAUUCAACAUAUUGGUGUCUGGCUUAAAGAUUCACAAAAACCUAUAAAUUAUGUUUAUCAAAUUAAAGAAAUUUUUAUAUACACAUUCAUAUCACAAGCUUGGUGGGCUUUAUUUACAAUUUGGAAAUAUGGUACUUUUAAUAAUAAUGAAAAGGUGUUUGUUUCUGGAGGUUUAGGUAUGUGUACUGCAGAUUUGCCACAAGGCAAUAAUGAUAUAGCAGGAGUUCAACAGCAUAAUGCAGAACAUGGUCGUUGUUCAUGUGAAGUAACUCAGAAAAAUUUUAAGUCAGGUGCUAUAACACAAUGGCAUAUUAACUAUUAUGAUUCUAUUCAAUUUACUGUAAAGCAUGAAGCUGAUAUUUAUAUUAUUUAUUACAUUACAAGUUGGUAUAGACAAUCAUAUGAAAUUAGUGCACAUCAAGAUGAUCUUAUACAUAUUAAUCCCUUUUAA